AUGGCUCUUUUGAAUCUUCUGCUCUCUCCAUGGACCAUUGCCGGGGCCAUUCCAUUAUGGCUGUCAGUUUAUUACAUAUAUCCCUACUUUGUGACAUAUCGUUCUUUAUACCUUGUGCCCGGACCAUUUAUUGCCAAAUUUAGCAAUAUCUGGGUUGGAUUAAGUGCCCGGCGUGGCCAGAAAUACGCCGCGGUGGACUCAGCACAUCGAAAAUACGGCAAGGUUGUGCGUAUAGGGUUCAAUAAUGUGUCUAUUGCGGAUGAAUCUGCACUAAACAUUGUUUACGGGCACGGAAACGGUUUCUUGAAAGAUUAUUACUAUGAAGCAUUUGUCGCACGAACACCGGGCAUGUUUAACGUACGCGAUCGAGCAGAGCAUACACGCAAGCGAAAAAUUAUCUCCCAUGCUUUUUCACCAAGAUCAGUUGCGGCGUUUGAGCCUCACAUGGUGGAUAAUCUGCGGCGUUGGGUCGUACAAUUGGACCGUAUCGCGGCUUCUCGGCCUCAACUUGACAAGGAAAAUUUCGGUCGAUUCAAUGCGAUGCCUUGGUUUAGCUAUCUUGCAUUUGACAUCAUCGGAGACUUGGCAUUUGGCUCUCCGUUUGGCAUGGUCAACCGGGGGAAAGACGAGACCGAGACACAACUCGUGGAGGGAGGGCCUAUUUCGUACGCCUCGGCAGUUGAGGCUAUCAAUCGACGCGGUGAGAUCUCUUCAACUCUCGGUCUUCUCCCGGCACUGCGUCCAUGGGCAAGGUAUCUCCCCGAUCCAUUUUUCACAAAGGGAGUCGCAGCCGUGGAGAAUCUCACCGGGAUUGCUGUUGCCGCGGUUGCAACUCGAUUGGAUGCUGUGGAAAAGGGUAUUGCUGAUUCGCGCAAUGAUAUUCUGUCGCGCUUGCUACAAGCCAAGGAUGCUAGUGGGCAACCUAUGGGUCGGGAUGAGCUCAUUGCGGAGGCACUGACGCAGCUGAUUGCUGGAUCUGAUACAGUCUCCAACACAUCCUGCGGUAUCUUCUACUGGAUUCUUCACGGAGAACGCAAUGCACCAAACACUAUAGUGCCUCGGUUACAAGAAGAGCUCGACCAAGCAAUUGUUUGCGAAGCAGAUAUUGUAAACUACUCACAGGUCAAAGAUCUUCCCUUCCUGCGAAGAUGCAUCGACGAAGCGAUGCGCCUCCACUCUACCUCGGCCAUCGGUCUACCGCGCCUGGUGGCUGAUAGCAGUCCAGGUGUCGAAUUCGACGGCUUUCACUUCCCGCCUGGGACAGUUCUUUCAGUCCCAUCAUAUACAAUCCAUCAUAUGAAAGAAAUCUGGGGUGAUGAUGUUGAAGAGUUCAAACCUGAUCGCUGGUUAAACUUGACUCCCCGACAAAAGAUUGCUUUCAAUCCAUUUUCAUAUGGACCUCGGGCGUGCGUUGGGCAAAAUGUUGCUAUAAUGGAGCUGCAAUUGAUUAUUGGCACUCUGUUCCAUCGAUAUGACUUUGCUUUGUAUCAACCGACAAUAGAAUCCCAUGAGGGCUUUUCUAAGAAACCCAAGGAAUGCCAUGCGGGAAUCAGAUUGAGACAUCAGAAUUGA
Molecule: messenger RNA, 1572 nt
Organism: Penicillium canescens
Lineage: Eukaryota; Fungi; Ascomycota; Eurotiomycetes; Eurotiales; Aspergillaceae
Product: cytochrome P450
Exons: 2
Coding region: 1-1572 (523 amino acids)
Molecular function (GO): heme binding; monooxygenase activity; oxidoreductase activity, acting on paired donors, with incorporation or reduction of molecular oxygen
Source: RefSeq, a predicted model, not a curated record